AUGCAUCUUAUCCAAGACCCAUCAAAGCCACUGGUCAGCACCCGGGAACCAAUCUUAUUCGAGAAAGUCUUGGAAUUUCUAUACAAAUCCGACUACACGGUUCCCAGAAAUCCUAUCAUCAAACCUGUCGGUACUUCUGAAAUUCAAGCUUUCAAGAAAGCACAGCUGGCCAAGGUUAAUGCGGAUAAAACCAGGACCGCACAAUCUACCGAACCGAAGCUCGAGGAAACCGAAGACCUAGGGAGCCUUGAAGCGUUCGACCAACUCGACAAUGAAUUAGAAGAAAUGGAGGAUGCAGUUCAAGAAGAUAUCCUCCACGGUGACGAAGUCUUUCUCGAGAAAUGUCACCCAUGCUAUUUCCACGCACGGAUGUACAUCGAAGCAGGCUGGUGGAAGGUCCAAGACCUCAAGGUCAAGGCGAAAGCACACUUCACGAAAGCAUUCAUGGAUAACCCGGAUCCGAAGUCCUUCUCCAAAACGAUUGAGACAAUCUACGCCAUCAACACGAACUGUGCCGAGCUCAAGGAUGAAGUGAUCAAGUCUAUUGUGCCAAAUAUUCCAAUGUUCUGGAGAGGAGCAGGGGGGGUCGGAAUCGCCACCGGUUCUUAA
Messenger RNA from Penicillium manginii, 609 nucleotides. RefSeq lists its product as uncharacterized. The transcript has 2 exons. The record is from RefSeq and is a predicted model, not a curated record. Lineage: Eukaryota; Fungi; Ascomycota; Eurotiomycetes; Eurotiales; Aspergillaceae. Bases 1 to 609 code for a protein of 202 amino acids.